Molecule: messenger RNA, 2008 nt
Organism: Pseudoliparis swirei
Lineage: Eukaryota; Metazoa; Chordata; Actinopteri; Perciformes; Liparidae
Exons: 12
Coding region: 504-1694 (396 amino acids)
Biological process (GO): inflammatory response; positive regulation of gene expression; cellular response to lipopolysaccharide
Molecular function (GO): cytokine activity
Source: RefSeq, a predicted model, not a curated record
CUCAAACAUGCAGGGUGUCUAAUUAAUAGCUAUUCAUUAUAGGCCCGUGUUACUUCAUGUCAAACUAAACAGGUGACAUCAUGAAAGGUGAAUCCGUUGCUCUUAUCUCUGCAUCCCUCAGAGAGCAAGGGGUCCUGUUUGACAUCAAGUUGGCAGCCGGUGGCGAGCCAGAUCAUAUCUCCAGUCCAGUGGUGCCCAGUGCUGAGUGAGAUGCUCCAGGCCUGACUCCUGUAGCACCAGCUGGCUUCACUCACCUGGACAGUCGGAUGGGAUUCAGGAUGAACGGCUGCAGGUGGACGUAGGCCUCCGGGGUAACGGCCCCUCCUUUCCUCGCCUGGCGGAUCAUAGCCAGCCGUUUGUGGAGGCUCCGCUCAUUGUAGAACUGCCUCAGAAGAAACAACGAGGACGGAUGAGCUCGUGCUGGAGGCCGACAGCUACAUCUACAGUUAUGUUCCACAUCCAUCACUGUCAGUGGCCCUUCAGUCCUACUUCCCCCUCUGUUCAUGCAAAGCAGAAGCACAGACGCACCGGGGACAUUUAAAUACCAGCGCGUUCCCUGGCGUCGGCUUCAGUCUUUGGCUUUACCAGCGGCGGACACCGGCAGCACCAUGGAUCUGGAGGACUCUGUGGUUAAGGGAGGCGUGCUGAUCGUCCACCACGUCCACGAUGGAAAGCACCAGUACAAAGUGGAUAAUGUGAAGUACAAAAGGGUUUGCGACAAAGCGUUUGUCAGGAGAGGAGACAAACUGAUGCAGAUAAACGGCAUGGACCUGCAGGAUCUCACGCCUGAGGAGUUGGCACAGUCGUUAGCGACAGAUAAUCCGAUGCUGACGGUUCACAAGGCCAGCAUGACGAAGGAGCACACUGAGCAGGUCUUCCCAGCUGAGGACACCUUACAUCCCUUCUCCAAGGAAUCCACAGUACUCAGUUUCAGCAUGAAGAUGAGGAGGGCGGAGGACCUGCAGCAGAAUGAAGUGGGGCAGGAGGCGGAGAGAGAGGAGGACGGGGCUAAAGAGGAGGAUGUUUGCCAACCUGAAAACAAGGAGAAUGGGGAGUGGGGGGAUCUGCUCAUCAUAUCCAUGAAGAAGACCCGCAUCUCCGUGGUGAACGGGAGGGGCUGCGACAUCAGGAGCCCCUGUCAGGGCUGUAAUGGGACAGGAUGUACCUUUAAUGAUGUUGUCAUGGUGUCAGAGUCCAGCGAGGUGAUGCUUGUUCCCAGGGGACCUGGAGGUUUGCGUCAGCUAAAGUCGUUGAACGCUGCAAUCGAACAUUUUCCGUCACAACAAUACCUCAGAGGUCUCUGCUCACAGAAGGCUAUAUAUGCUUCACCGAACCCAGAGGAGAUGACCAUCUACUACUACAAGUCAACCAGUUUCGUCACCUUCAAAGGACAGCCAGUGGUCCUGAACUUUAGCAAUUCCAACUGCUUCCUCCAGUGCUGCAAGGAAGGGGACAGGGUGUUCCUACAAGUGGAGACUUACGAGAAGCAGAGGCUGAAGAAGAUCUCCAUGAGCGACGAGGGUGCCCUCUCCUUCGUCUUCUACAUGAAGGCCGGGGCGACCAAACAGCGGACGUUUGAGUCAGCGCUGCACGGCGGCUGGUUCAUCCAAAUAGACAACACUAAUUUAGUGGCAAUGGCAACCCUGGAUGGAGGGGGCGGGGACGAAUCGUUCCUCUUCAUCAUUCAGACUUGAGGGAGACUCACCUUCCUCAGACCUCAAGUGUACCAUUCAUAUUCACAUGGCGGAAAGAAAAACAUGAGAGGAGCUCUUUUGUUUGACCCACCUGGGCCUGUGACACAAAAGCCACAUCACCGUGUCAAAUUCUGCUAAUGCAGAAGUGCGUAGAUAUGUAUCAUACAACUAUAUCUAAUUCAAACAGGUUGCAUCUGCGUGGAAGCAUGAAAUCCAUUUAGUUGUUUAUGGUGACCUUUAAAACUGAUGGUUGUUGAUGGAAUUUGUGUUCAGUAGAUUUUAUUAAACCAUUUUUAUAUUCAAAAUAAAUGUGA